Messenger RNA from Gambusia affinis (western mosquitofish), 3602 nucleotides. RefSeq names its product heparanase 2 (gene hpse2). The transcript is spliced from 12 exons. The coding region runs from base 128 to 1885 and encodes 585 amino acids. The record is from RefSeq and is a predicted model, not a curated record. Lineage: Eukaryota; Metazoa; Chordata; Actinopteri; Cyprinodontiformes; Poeciliidae. Gene Ontology annotation, molecular function: hydrolase activity, acting on glycosyl bonds. Gene Ontology annotation, cellular component: extracellular matrix; membrane.
UGAUUCAGAUCGAUGAGACCGAAGUAAAGUACCGACAUCGCACUUUGUGGCUUAAAAAACUGUUAUUUUUCGUUCAGUCUUUAAGCCUCAUUACGCACACUGAUCCCCUCUCUCUGACACAGAGAAGAUGCCCAAGUGUUCACCCUGUGCGUCCCCCUGGUCCUCCCUGUGGCUGACAUCUUUUGUUAUUUUGGUGGUGCAGUCGGUAAUCUCUUCCUCGUACUCUUCCUCCUCCACGUAUCAGAGAAACGCAGCUGGCGGGAAGCGACCAGGUUUCUUGGGGAGGACGCUGGUUCUCCUGGAUGUCAACACCCGCAGUCCGAUCAGAAUCCUCAACGACAACUUCUUGUCGCUGCAGUUGGACCCCGCGAUCAUCAAAGACGGCUGGCUGGACUUUCUGAGCUCCAGGCGGCUCGUGACCCUGGCGCGCGGCCUGUCUCCUGCCUUUCUGCGCUUCGGCGGAAAACGAACCGACUUCCUGCAGUUCAACAACCAGAAGAAUCUUGCCAAGUUCAGGGGCCCUGGUCCAGACUACUACUUGAAGAAUUACGAGGACGAUAUAGUUCGCAGUGACAUUGCACUGGACAAACAGAAAGGCUGCAAACUCGCCCACCAUCCUGACAUCAUGCUGGAGCUGCAGAGAGAGAAGGCUGCCACCACACAGCUCGUCCUACUGAAAGAGCAGCUGUCCAACAUCUACAGCAACAUUACAAUAACAGCCAGGUCUUUAGACAAACUGUACAACUUUGCCGACUGCGCUGGUCUGCACCUGAUCCUGGGGCUCAACGCACUGCACAGAAACCCAGACAACUCCUGGAACACAUCCUCCACACUGAGCCUGCUGAAGUACGGUGCUGGAAAGAAGUACAACAUCUCCUGGGAGCUGGGCAACGAGCCUAAUGCCUAUCGAAGUAUGAUGGGUCGUGCGGUCAACAGCACCCAGUUGGCUCAUGACCAUGCCAAGUUGCGGACCCUCCUGCAGUCUGUACGUUACUACAACCGAGCUCACCUUUAUGGCCCGAAUGCUGGACGACCGCGGAAAAAUGCAGUCCUUCUACUGGACGGGUUCAUGAAGAAUGCCAGCUCAAUUAUAGAUGCUGUUACGUGGCAACAUUAUUUCAUGGAUGGCAGAGUGAAAAAAGCAGAGGACUUCCUAAAAACUCGUCUUUUGGACACACUGACAGAACAGAUUGCUAAAGUCACCAAGGUUGUUAACACACACACUCCAGGGAAGAAGGUGUGGCUGGGUGGACUUGGACCAGCGUGGGCCGGUGGCACCAACAAUCUCUCUGAGACGUAUGCCGCAAGCUUCCUGUGGAUGAACUCGCUGGGUGUGGCUGCUAUGCAGGGCAUUGAUGUGGUUUUGCGGCACUCGUUCUUUGACUAUGGAUACACACAUCUUGUGGAUCAGAACUUUAACCCUUUACCUGACUACUGGUUUUCGUUGGUCUUCAAGCGUCUGGUUGGUCCGAGGGUUUUAGCUGUCCGGGUAGCUGGACUCCAGAGGAAGCCCCAACCAGGGCGAGUCAUUCGGGACAAGCUACGUAUUUAUGCCCACUGUACGAGCUACUACAAUCCUAACUACAUGAGAGGCUCCAUUACAAUCUACAUCAUCAAUCUACAUCGGUCGAGGAAGAAAAUCAAGCUAGCAGGGACGUUACGGAACAGGACCGUCCAUCAGUACCUACUCCAACCCCACGGCGAGGGUGGACUCAGAGCCAGACAUGUACAGCUGAAUGGGGAGAAGCUCCUCAUGGGCAACGAUGAGACAUUCCCAGAGCUGAAGCCUAAAAUUCUACGGGCUGGCCGGACAAUAGCUAUGCCUCCAAUGACCAUAGGGUUUUAUGUCAUCAAAAACAUUAACGCAUACGCCUGUCGGAGAUAACGACGACUCUUCAUUCCGAAAGCACAGAAGACUACAUGAGUUUCCUGGAUGCAAAGCUUAAGAACCAAAUCACCAGAGGAGACGGCGUUGUCCUUCUCGAGGACAGCUGAACAGAGCAGAGAUUUGGAAACACCCUUGCUGGAAAACAGCCGACUAAGAAUGAGAUUAUUAUUUUUGUGGGAAUAUUUAAACCGCUCUUCCCAGUUUCAAAUAAACCUCACAUUCUCUCCUCUGUUCCAACGAAGUCUUUCUCACUAUGAUGCAUGUGAAGGACUUCACUGCUGAACACGUUGUCUUUUCGCCAAUAGCUCCUCAAGAGGUGCACAAUUUUACGUGGUAAGUUAUUGUUUUUGGACUGUGACACUUUCAUUUUGUGGCGCACAAAAUGGCAAAAUUAGAAACAUUGUUUGGGCUGAUGUUUUCUUGUCUUUAAUUGUCCUUCUCUCCCAGACUUUCAGUUGCUGAAAGAAAAAAAAAAACACAAAUACAAUAUUUAUCACAGAGAAAACUGUGGUGUAGCUAACUUUUGUGCAUUUCUAAGCUUUUUAAAUGAAUUUGAUAAAGCUACUGAUGUGUCUACUAAAAGCAUUUUUUCCCCUUUGUUUUGAAGAGGCUUACAUUGGAAGUGUGGGGUUUUAACACUUUGAUUAUUUUGUCAUCUUUGUUUCCAUAUUUUCUUUUAUCUGGAUAAGAUACAUUCGAUAUCAGUGAAGUUGUUCCAGUAUUUCGAGGAAAAUCUACAGAACAGUAUAAAAUACACUUGAAACUGGUUUUACUUAAAAGCAUCUUAACUCCCAUUUUUUUUCAGGUACAGUUUUUAAGCCUUUUCAUUUAAUGUUAUAUCCGAUAAUCCUUACUAUUUUAAUGCUGCUAGGUCACUUUUGUAUGGAUUAUAUCCUUGUACAGAUAUACAGUCAUAUAUUUUUAGAGUAUGUAUUGUACAUAAAAAAUAUAAUGGAGAUUUAAGCUUAAUAUGUUAGAUUCAGUAUGCAAUUAAUUUAUGAUAAAAGUCUAUUUCUAAUAUUGAAUGUCCAGUUCUAUUUUUGUUUUCAUAUUCAGUUUUUUUGUAAAACUGUAAAUGUUGUCCUGCAAAACCAUUAAUAUGCUUUAACUUUUUCAUCAUUUGUCACUUACAAACCUCAAAUGCCAAAGUUAUUUAAUAAAUUAGAAUAUCACUUCUAAUGAGGCUCAUUGAAUAUGCUUUUCACUAGACCCACAUCUCUGUUAAAUGUCUGGUGUGAUAUUUUAAUCCUAAAUGUAACUAAAAGCAGAAAAAUCACAAUAAAUAGACUUAAAAACAUCAGUUUUAGUGUUUUAGUUCAGUUUUAUUGUUUUAGUGAAAUGAGCAAAUUUUCAAUAUUCUAAUUUAUUGAAACUAGAUCAUAUGGCUGUGUUUUAUUAUAUUUUUAUGUUGUAAACAAACAAAAAGAUAAUCGCAAAUUUGGGGGGAAAAAAAUUGGUACCUGUUUCGCAUUUGUUUACGUGUGCAUUUGUCUUCAACUACUUACUUUCUGCUUAUUUUUGGUUAUCCAAUAACCAAAAAUAAGCACGGAAACCAGAUUAGCAGAGUUGCAUGAGAGGUUGUGGGUGUUGUUUUAUAACCCCACCAUUCAUAAAACUUAACAGGUUUAACUCUGAUCAUCCUGUAGUCCAGUGACGUGCGGUGAGGUUCAUAGCUGGUGAGGCACUGACGUCAUCAGAAUCAGAUUUGCAAAUA